This is a messenger RNA of Spinacia oleracea (spinach), 2314 nucleotides long. RefSeq names its product polyphenol oxidase, chloroplastic-like. Lineage: Eukaryota; Viridiplantae; Streptophyta; Magnoliopsida; Caryophyllales; Amaranthaceae. The record is from RefSeq and is a predicted model, not a curated record. Gene Ontology annotation, biological process: pigment biosynthetic process. The coding region runs from base 29 to 1873 and encodes 614 amino acids. Gene Ontology annotation, molecular function: catechol oxidase activity. The transcript has a single exon.
AAUUUUAUCUUGUUAUCAUUACAUAACAAUGGCAUCUCUAUAUUCUCCUACUACCACCACCACCACCACCACCACCACUACCAACAUCUCGGCUGCGGCCGGGAUUUCCCACCACCAUCUAUUCCCCAAAACAUCCCAACUUUCCAUUUCGAGAGGGCUAGGUCGUCGUCGCCCUACAUCGAAAAUCUCAUGCAAGAUAGGCAAAAAUAAUGACCAAAAUAACCCAAAAACAACCAAUGAAGGGAAUGCCAAUAUGUUUGAUAGAAGAAAUAUCCUCAUAGGGCUAGGGGGGUUAUAUGGCGCGGCCACAACACUUGGUGGCGCGCCAUCAUCCUUAGCCGCCCCAGUGCAAACCCCUAGCCCGAAUGCAUGUGGACCGGCGGAUGUACCCUCAAACGCCCCGGGUCUAAAUUGUUGCCCACCUAGGGCCACAAGCAUUGUGGACUUCGUUCUCCCACCGGCUCCGACAACCUUAAGGGUUAGGCAACCAGCCCAUUUGGUGGAUGCCCAAUUUAGGGAGAAAUUUAAUAGGGCUAUCACCUUAAUGAAAGCCCUCCCUGCUAGUGACCCACGUAGUUUUACCCAACAAGCCAAUGUGCAUUGUGCUUAUUGUAAUGGUGGUUAUGCUCAAGUAGGGUUUCCAAAUAUGGACCUCCAAGUCCAUAACUCUUGGUUAUUCUACCCGUUUCAUAGGUGGUAUCUCUACUUCUUUGAGAGAAUAUUGGGUAGCUUGAUCAAUGACCCGACUUUUGCCCUCCCCUUUUGGAAUUGGGACACUCAAGCGGGCAUGCGAAUGCCCGCCAUUUACACCGACCCAAACUCCCCCUUAUUUGAUCGGAUCCGUGAUAGAGGUCACCAACCCCCAAAACUAUUAGAUCUCAACUACGACGGUGACGAUACCAAUGAUUUACCGGAGCAAUCCACCAUCGCGGCAAACCUCUCAGUCAUGUAUCGACAAAUGGUGACUAACUCAAGAACGGCGAGGCUAUUCUUAGGGGCACCUUACCGGGCUGGGAACUUUCCUAACCCGGGAGGUGGAUCCGUAGAGAAUAUACCUCACGGGACCGUACAUGUUUGGACUGGUGACCGUACCCAGCCUAAUUUUGAGAACAUGGGUAACUUCUACUCCGCUGCACGUGACCCACUUUUUUACGCCCACCAUGCCAAUAUCGACCGUAUGUGGUCCGUUUGGAAAACCUUAGGGGGUAACAGGCAGGAUUUUACCGACCCGGAUUGGUUAAACGCGUCGUUUAUAUUUUAUGAUGAAAAUGCUCAAGCUGUAAGAGUUCGAAUCAGAGAUAGUCUAGACACAGCUAGGCUUGGGUACAACUACCAAACCGUUGACUUGCCUUGGGUCAACGCUCGACCUACCGCAAGCUCAACGUCUAGGGUAAGAAGUGUAACCUCGUCAACCCCACAAGCAGCCAACGGUAUGGAAUCAUCGACAUCGAAAACCGUGAAGCUCCCUAAGCCACUAACCAAGUCGCUACGAUCAAACGUGGAGAGGCCUAAGAAGUCGAGGAGCAAAAAGGAGAAAGACCGAGAGGAGGAAGUGCUCGUGAUUGAGGUCGAUGUGAAGAGACACGAAGAGUACGUGAAGUUCGACGUGUAUAUCAACGAUGAAGAUGAUGUUCCGUCUAAGAAGAUGCAAGUCAAGGCUGAAUAUGCUGGGAGUUUUGUGAAUGUUCCUCAUAAACACAAACAUGGUGAGGAUAAACAUAAGAUGGAGACCACUUUUCGGGUUGGUUUGACUGAAAUUAUUGAUGAAUUGGGUGCUGAUGAUGAUGAUGGUGUUACUGUUAAUUUGGUGCUUAGGGCAGGGAAGAAGGAUAAUGUUGUCAUUAAGAGUAUGAAGAUUGAGUUUUCUUCUUAAUUUUUUUUACAUUAAAGUCAGAAAAGGGGGGAAAGUUGAUUAAGAGUAUGAAGAUUGAGUUUUCUUCUUAAUUUUUUUUACAUUAAAGUCAGAAAAGGGGGGAAAGUUGAUUAAGAGUAUGAAGAUUGAGUUUUCUUCUUAAUUUUUUUUACAUUAAAGUCAGAAAAGGGGGGAAAGUUGAUUAAGAGUAUGAAGAUUGAGUUUUCUUCUUAAUUUUUUUUACAUUAAAGUCAGAAAAGGGGGGAAAGUUGAUUAAGAGUAUGAAGAUUGAGUUUUCUUCUUAAUUAGGAAACCCGGUUUACCAGGGGAAUUCCUAAGCUUUCUUGUUAAUUAAUUCAUUACUCGUAUUUUGUAUUGCUUGUUUCUCCCAUGACUUGUUUCUUGUGUGAUUGUUUUGUAAUUUAAAUUUUGAAUAAAUGUUGGAUGUUUAUUUGUUGUGAA